GGACAAACAGGGGAAGACGUUAGCUUUGGAUGUAAAGAUGUAGAAUUAAGGUUGUUGUUUUGCUUGAGGUAGAUUUGUUUUGUUAUGAAUUUCGUCAUGAAAACAACAUAUGUUUUGUUUUUUUUCUCUCUUGCGGGUUCUCACUUUUGUUCUUGUAGGGUGUUCAAUUUAAAAAAUGUCGCAAUCAACAGUAGAUGUUUCGGCAAAGGGUGGGUUUAGCUUCGACUUGUGUAAGAGAAAUGAGAUGCUUACACAAAAGGGUCUUAAAGCUCCGUCUUUCUUGAAGACCGGAACAACCAUUGUCGGUUUGAUUUUCAAGGAUGGUGUGAUACUAGGGGCAGAUACCCGAGCGACCGAGGGGCCCAUUGUUGCUGAUAAAAACUGUGAAAAGAUUCACUAUAUGGCACCAAACAUAUAUUGUUGUGGUGCAGGAACCGCGGCUGACACUGAAGCAGUUACUGAUAUGGUCAGCUCACAGCUGCGAUUGCAUCGUUACGAGACUGGUCGUGACUCUCGGGUUAUUACUGCUUUAACUCUCCUCAAAAAACAUCUUUUCAGCUAUCAAGGUCAUGUCUCUGCUGCGCUUGUGCUUGGUGGAGUUGAUAUCACUGGCCCACAUCUGCAUACUAUUGACCCAAACGGUUUAACUGAAACUCUUCCAUUUGCUACAAUGGGUUCUGGUUCUCUUGCUGCUAUGUCUGUGUUUGAGGCGAAGUACAAAGAAGGCCUAACUAGGGAUGAAGGAAUUAAGUUGGUCGCUGAAGCCAUAUGCUCUGGUAUAUUCAAUGACCUGGGUAGUGGUAGCAACGUAGACAUCUGCGUGAUCACAAAGGGGAACAAGGAAUACCUGAGGAAUUACAUGGAACCAAACCCAAGAACCUAUGUCAGCAGCAAAGGCUAUUCCUUCACCAAGAAAACCGAGGUUCUUCUUACCAAAAUCACCCCAUUGCUGGAGCGAGUCGAAAUUACAGAAGUCGGUGAAGCUAUGGAGGAAUGAAUGAAUCGAUAUCAAAUCUCUGAUUUUCCCAUGUUUAAGGAUCUUGUUACUCUAAUUCUGUCUUUCUUUCGAAUCCUAUAAAAAAACAACUUUCUUACCGGCUAGUUCAACUUUGGUUUGUGCAAAUCGUACCGGCUGGUUUACCAAAUUCUCUUUUUCCGUU
This is a messenger RNA of Arabidopsis lyrata subsp. lyrata, 1160 nucleotides long. Its product is annotated as proteasome subunit beta type-7-A. Gene Ontology annotation, molecular function: threonine-type endopeptidase activity. Bases 176 to 997 code for a protein of 273 amino acids. Lineage: Eukaryota; Viridiplantae; Streptophyta; Magnoliopsida; Brassicales; Brassicaceae. The transcript has 8 exons. The record is from RefSeq and is a predicted model, not a curated record. Gene Ontology annotation, cellular component: proteasome core complex.